AAAUGGCGUUCCCAUAUCCCCGGAUCUGCACGGAAUGUGAGGCGCGCACAAGUUGCACCAACUGCGCCGUUGUGGCCAAUUAUCAACCCAGAUACAGGAUCAGUGGCUGACAUUGGUCUAUUCACUCGUGUUUGAUAUACAGGGCUUCCCCCGAUUAAUCGGCAAGAGAUAGAGAAGACCCACAGCAGUACGAGUGCUUAUCGACGUCAUGCCUCCAAAACGUGUCUUGUCUGCGCAGGAGUGGGUCGGUGUCGCGGUGUCGUUGGUCCAAGCUAUUUUACGCUUGGUCAUAGCAGCAGUGGCGGCUCUAUUUCAACGAAGCGAGGGUCCCUCAACUUACUACCGCCACUUCUGCUAUGCGGGGUCGCGGAUUCUUACGGGGAGCCUCUCAUCUAGAGCACUAGCUACCCUGAUGACAUCCACAGACGAAGGGUAUAAAAAGUUCUGCUCGUCGCGUGGUUGUGCGCCAGAAACGGUUGUCCUGGCCGAUGGUACCCGAGGCCACUGGAUUGGGGAUAAGACUGUCGAAAAGGUCAUGUUUUUUUGCCAUGGAGGGGGUUAUGUGGUACCGGCCCUCGAUGUUCACUUCGAGUUGCUCCACCAGACGGUGCAAGAGGCCGAGCGCAAGGGCAACAAACUGGCUGUCUUGUUGCUUUCGUACGACGUCUCUGUCGACGCUUCAUAUCCCCGCCAACUCCAACAAGCUUGCCAACUACUGGACUACCUCAUUCACACCGAAAACCGCGACCCCUCAAAUAUCAUCCUCGCAGGGGACUCCGCAGGCGCAAACCUCGCCCUUGCCAUCCUCUCCCAUAUCCUUCACGCGCACCCCCAUGUGCCCCCGCUAACCCUCACUAACCCCUUCCGAGGAGUAGCGCUCCUCUCCCCGUGGGUCACCUUCGACACAAAAAAGACACAGUCGAUGCAGCUAAAUCGGCAAAGAGAUGCCCUCGACACCGACGUGCUCCACCGCUGGGCCACACAGUUCCGAGGCUCCGCGCCGACAGAUCCCUACAUGGAGCCGCUCUCGGCGCCAGAGGACUGGUGGCGCGGUCUGCCUGCGAGGGAUGUUCUAAUCACCGCUGGGGACGAUGAGAUUUUCCUCGAUGAUAUUGAGGAGAUGGGCAGGCGGUUGCAGUCUGUGCACCCGAAGACGAAGAUCUGCGUGCUCGAGGAUGAAUCUCAUAACCAUAUGAUUCUGGAGCUUACCUUGCGAGAAGAUAGGUCGGAGACGAGACUGGCUUUUGAGAAGUGGGUUUGUUCUGUUCUUGCGGAUUGAAUUUUCUGGUGUGGAUGGGUCGAGAUGGCUUCUUGUUUUGCGACCUCUGCUGUAUAGAGCUAGCAAUGAACGCAGUACGUCGUGCCUUUCUAUGGUGGAUGUGGAGUGACUGCAAUCGGUCAACAUGACUUGCACAGUUUUCCACACCAUUUGUAUUUUGACGCUUCUUCCAAUCUUGCAAUCUCUUG
Molecule: messenger RNA, 1467 nt
Organism: Aspergillus candidus
Lineage: Eukaryota; Fungi; Ascomycota; Eurotiomycetes; Eurotiales; Aspergillaceae
Product: alpha/beta-hydrolase
Exons: 6
Coding region: 209-1279 (356 amino acids)
Molecular function (GO): hydrolase activity
Source: RefSeq, a predicted model, not a curated record